Messenger RNA from Phlebotomus papatasi, 2753 nucleotides. RefSeq lists its product as uncharacterized. NCBI's taxonomy places the organism in Eukaryota, Metazoa, Arthropoda, Insecta, Diptera, Psychodidae. The record is from RefSeq and is a predicted model, not a curated record. The transcript has 3 exons. The coding region runs from base 957 to 2642 and encodes 561 amino acids.
CGUUGAAAAUUUCCAAAAAUAAUCAGAUUGAAAAUGGAUCAGAUGAAAGCAAAAGUGAGUGCAGUUCCAGCGAUUAGCGAAGUCUCUCAAAUAUCACCAAAGUUUCCAGUAAGAAACAACAUGAGAAAUCCCGCAUGAAAAUUAGAAAACUCCAAAGGCAUGUAAUUACAUCCAAUAAGAUGUGAAGUUGCCGUUGAGGAGAAUGAAAUCGAAAUUUUACACUGACACACAGGUGUAAUGCACAUUGACGAGAUUUUCUGCUGAAGAAAUUCCCGCCAGAUUUGUGGUCAUCUCUUGGAUGUCUCUCUCUCCAUCGGAGAGAAUUCACUCAAGUGUAAUGAUAUACCGAAAAAUUUUCCGUUGUUGCUCAAGAGAGAUGGAUUUGUGGCUGUUAUUUUUUUUUUCUUGCAGAUUGAUCUUUUUGGGGGCUAGAGAGACGGAAAAUCACGGCGAUUGGGAUUUUUUGAGGUGGUUGGUAAUAAGAAAAAGCCAAAGAAAUUCUCCUUCAUUUGAUUUACCACGGUGAUUUGAAGAGCUUGGGAGCAAUAACGAAAUGGAGGGAAGACGUUCGAAGUGGAGGGAGCCUUUCUCUUCUUCUUUCGCACCAGCACCAGCAGCGUCUCCCCUUUGGCGUGAUUUUAUAAAUAGUCGACGAUUUCUGAAUUUCUCACUAGACCGCCGCGGAUUAUGGACUAGACAAGACCAUCUUAAGAUAAAUUCCGGCACUGUGAUUGUUCCUUCUGCUUUCCCAAAAAAAAAAAUCAUCUGGCCGGAAAAUUGGGCAGUAUUUAGAGGUCGAAAAUAGCCCAUCUCUCUUGUGUGCAAAUAGUGAUCAAUCAGUGGUCAGUGAGUGGAAGUGAAUUUAUUUUUUUACCUUGCUCCCCUGGGCAGAAACUUGCAUUCAUAUAAGAGAGCUCUAAACGGAAGAGAGUAAAAGCAGUGAAAAUUGCUGCAUAAUGUGGAUUUCUACAAUUUUUAUCGUGGCUCUGGCACUGGGUUCAUUGAAUCCAGCUGCAUCUGAGGAAAAAAUUGCCGAUGAGAAAACUGUUGCAGCAACGGAGAAAGUGCAGGAGAAGAGACAAAUCUCCGGACAUACAAAAGUUCCCACGCAUCCCAAACUCUCACAGGACUUUACACCCCUGAUCUAUGGCAACCAGGUGACUCCUGGUCUUGGUCAGUAUGCCAUCCCUGAGGAUCCUUCCACCUACGCUUCUUCUGCUAACGCCAGAAAGUUGCCUAAUGCUAACAAUUACCUGAAGCUGGCACAGCAAGGACAACUAUCACCAUCCGUGGCACCGCAACAGUUUCACGUGGAACUGAAGGGAGCCCAGCAGCAGCCGGUGUUUGUGCCCCAGGGUCCCAGGGUGAAUACCAUCUCAGACGCUGAAUACUUGCAACUUAUUCAGAAUGCACAGAAGUACCAGGCUGCUCAGCCACAGCCUCAGCACUUUGCACCCUUCGUGCCUCAGCACCAGGGUGCCAUUCUGGUGAAUCCUGCCGGACAGAGGCAUCAACAGUAUGCGCAACUGUACCAGAAACCAACAACGCAUCCACUCAGUGACUCUUCCCUGGAACGUGAGAUUGAAAAGCUCGUAGCUGCAAAUUCCCCUCAACAAACAGCUUCCAGCCAGAGACAGUCAACUAAGGUGCCCAAGGCACGACAGUUCCUGCCUAAGAACCAACACAAUUUCGUCUUUAUUCCCUACCAACCUCAUGCCCUGCAGCAAUUUGUUCCUCAACAGUAUGCUGCUGCAGCAAUCCCGCAGCAACAAACCCUGAAGCAGCCUCAGCAGCUGUUCUCUGCUGAUUUCCAGCAAGCCAGCAAGUUCCAUCAAUUCCUGCCACAGGCUCACUUCAUCCCACUGGUACCCCAGCAGGCCCAUCAAGCCCAGCAAGCCCAGCAAGUUCACCAGCUCCAGCAGGCUCAGCAAGCCCACCAGCAGCAACAGGAACAUGCGCUGGCAAGUCCCAUUAUCUCAUACCACCAAAAGGCACCCCCAAGUCCGCCACAAUCAGCACACAAUUCACAGCAUUCACAGUAUCCCACCACCAAGCCGGCCGAAGUGAAAGCCCAGCCACAGCAGAAAACCCCGGAUCAGAAGCAACCAGCUCACUCCACAAUCUAUGUCUCUCACUCCACUAGCACCCCACCUUUCGCUAGUCCCACCAAGCAGUCACACUACACCGCUAAGCCCACAUCCCAUUCACAGGAGACUCCCGCUCAGGCCCAGCACAGCCAACCGGCUGCCCAGCAAGUGUCCAUCAACUCCCUGGCUGCUUCCAUCUUCAAGACUCCUCCAUCCCAACAACGCCCUCUAACACAGCAGGAAUUCCAAGCCCUGGUCGACGCUGGGUACCCCGUAACGCCCAUUCAUGUUCCCGUGCCAGUUCCUGUCCCUGCAGACAAGUACGAAGGCCUCAAUCAACAGCCACAGCAACAGAAUGCAGCAUAUGCUCUGCAGCAGCAGCAAUACUCUGCCGCUCAGGCUGAGCACAAGUUCAAAUAUCCAACUCCCCAAACUGCCGGAAGCCAGUACCAACCCGCCAUCCUUUCUCCGGCCACUUUCUACGCCCCCCAGACCCCACAAGGCUACUACCAUCGUGAGCAGAGAGACGCGGCGAAGGAGACAAAACAACCCUAAAACCCUAACGACCUUCCUCGCCUUCCUCCCAUCCCCGAAAUCCCCCAAUUCCCUCCCCCGAAUCCCCCCGGCAAGAUACUCAAUUCUGAGUAACUUGUCGUAGUAUUAAAA